UCGUCCUUGACCUCAUCUUCUUGUCAUUUCCGUUGUCUUCAUCAAGGUUUUAUGGCCGGACAAUACGACCACUAUCCACUCACCCGGAAAAUAUUACUUCUUACGCUGCACAAUGUUGUACGAGAGCUUGCCUGCGAAUAUUCCCUCAAUUCGACUGCUCAGACUUCUCCCGUCGGCGGAUGAGAAUGACACUCCUUAUCCUACAGAUGGGGACCCGACUCCGAUUCAGCUAUUAUAUCAAUCAAUGGCACAGCUACCAGUGUCGGAAGAACGCUAGCUUUGGCGCUUCAGCAUAUACGCGCCGCAGCUUUUCGAGCAUCCAGCCCACUGUCGCCACUAAUCUGGGCUGACGCACUCUGUAUCAACCAGAAUAAUGAGGAAGAGAAGACCUGCCAGGUCCAGCUCAUGGGAGCCAUCUACUCGAGAGCGUCGACAGUCGUUUCGUGGCUAGGCACCGAUAACAACGGCGAGAUGGAUUCCGCUGUUACGGCGAUGAAGUCAUUUCAGCAUGUGGCGGGGUCCGUGCCAGGGUGGCUAGAAGAUCUGUAUUGGAUGCGCGAUUAUCCCUCGCUCCUGGAAGUGGACAACAAUCUUGACGGUAUCCCUAAUCACACUUGGAGGUCGUUACAAACAUUCUUCUCGUCGUCAUAUUGGGGUCGAGUAUGGAUUCUUCAAGAGAUGGCGCUUGCGCGGAGUCUUUGGGUCAUGGUCGGCCAACAUAUUCUUGAUUAUGAGGACGUAAAAAGUUCCAUAGAACUGAUUCGGCACCUCAGCUCAGGGUCUAGACCAGGGAAAAGUGUUUUGCCUUAUAAAUUAGGCUACUUCUUGUGGUGGAAUGAGCAAAUCCCUACCCAAGUCCAUAUCACCGUUGAGGAAUUCCGAAAUCGCGCCAAAGGUCUCGAACCGUUGGACGAUGUGGAUAAACUCGAAGCAAUCUUCUCUACCCGGGAUUUCCAGGCUACGAAUCCUGUAGACAAGGUUUUCGCCCUACAAGGUCUACUCGGGAACUUUAUCACCCCAGAUUACGGAAAAAGUCCAUCGGAGGUAUUUUGUGAACUUACGUCUAGAUGGAUCGAAACGACAGGAGACCUCUAUCAUUUGCGUUUCGCAGGCACCACUCUUCAACUACCUGAGACACCGGGACUAAGUCUGCCAUCCUGGGUCCCCGACUGGCAAGGGAUUUCUUUUGCGGAUAGCUGGCAAGCUUUCCCGGCUUUAGCAAGCAAUUCCAAUAUUGGGCUCGAUAUUCUCUGUGUAACACAGCCGCGAGUGCUCGACGAGCUUCGUUUACGGGUCAAUGCCUGUAUCUGCGACACAAUUUCGGAAAUCGAGCCGAUCUAUGAUGGAGAGUCGACCAAUCUAGCUCGUCUCUACAGGAACUUCAUGAAGAUGUCGACAGACAUCGAAUGUCUCACCAAAGUUCCCUACCUUCAGGCAAUCCUGCGGACAAUAUUGGCAGAUAGCGGGUCUGAACACGAAGAUCACAUUUCAGAAUUAGAACAUCUGUCGGUGCAGAGCUUGUUGCUGGCAGUAGUCUACUUUUUGGAUGGCCUAUCUUCAAGUCCACCCAUCUUUGAGACGCUGCAGGCAACGGUAGAGGAGCUUGGAAUAGCCUCUGAAAACCAUAUCACGUCGCUUCUCCAAGAAAUAUUCCCGAGCACGACAACGAAUGACUGCUGGCAGUCCGAAAAAGAAUUGUGUUUGCGCAUUCUCGGCCAAGGGAUUUUCCUUAGACCCCACCUGUGGCGUUGUUUGAGAGAAAAACAGCAGUUAUUCUAUACAUCUGCAGGAUACAUAGGAUCUUCUCUUCAUGGUAUUCGAGCUGGUGAUAUAGUAUGUAUAAUCCAAGGUUGUCCUUGCCCGGUACUCCUUCGGAGAGAAGGGUCACAUUUUUUACACCUAGGGACUUGUUUUGUUCUGGGGUUAAUGGAUGGUGAGGCAGCUCUGCGGGUAAAACAAGGAUCUAUAAAGAUAGAGGAGGUAGAUAUAGUAUAACGUUCUAUUUUAUAUGCACUAGAGCAGAGGUAUACUCUGCUAUAACUUUUACUAGAUAUAGAUACUCUUUAUAUAGGUAUCUAGUACUCUUAC
Molecule: messenger RNA, 2088 nt
Organism: Trematosphaeria pertusa
Lineage: Eukaryota; Fungi; Ascomycota; Dothideomycetes; Pleosporales; Trematosphaeriaceae
Exons: 2
Coding region: 406-1995 (529 amino acids)
Source: RefSeq, a predicted model, not a curated record